Delphinapterus leucas (beluga whale) is the source of this 704-nucleotide messenger RNA. The record is from RefSeq and is a predicted model, not a curated record. Lineage: Eukaryota; Metazoa; Chordata; Mammalia; Artiodactyla; Monodontidae.
AUGCCUCUCACCCGAGACCCUUUCCAGAAUCCUACGUUGGAAAACGAUGAUUCCUACUUGGGAAAACUGCGGGCUUCCGAGAUACCGAAGGAUGAUCUGGAUUUCCGAUUAGCAGCCUUGUACAACCACCACACAGGGACGUUCAAGAGCAAAAGUGAGACACUGAUACACCAGGAGACCAUUCAGGAUGCCCACGGAAUCAAGAUCCAAUUCUCUGGAGAAUUUUUAUCCCCUCCCCAGCCACCCGCCAUCACUUCCCGAGCUAACAUUAGACACUGGAUCAACCCUAAGAAGGAGUCUAUUCACAGCAUCCAGGGAUCCAUAGUGUCCCCUCACACUGCAGCCAGCAAUGGAGGGUAUUCCCGAAAGAAUGAUGGUGGCUUCUUCUCCACCUAAGUGUUGACGGGCCCCUGGACUAAUUAAUCAUAGUGGAACAUCCUGCCGCCCACCUCCAUGAAAUAGAUUUGUGUAAGAUGAAGCCUGGAGUAUCUGUUACCCAUGGACUACCAGUUGCCACAUGACUACUCUUAAAAUAUGGAAGUUUCUCAACUUCUAGAAACUAAUCCUGGUGGGCAUAUUUGCAACUCGGAAAGUCAUCUUGCUGAAAAGAUACGGAUAUUAGGACAGAAUAGCACUGUUUUUAGCAGGAGACAGGUAUUCACGUUUUGUGAACUGGAGUCAUUCCAACCAUAUCCAUUCAACAU